AUGCAAGUGGCACGACGAGGAGAGAAGACGCGGACUGCCGCGAGAAGGAAUUUCAUUUCGAGCUUUUUUUUCGGAGUGUCUACUAACACUUCGGCUCCCCACAAGCUUACGCAGUUUCUGACGACGUGGUGCCCUUCCUCGAGUGGGCAAAUACAGCGAGUUUCGUCGUGGGCGUUACGACUAACAUACCCGCGCGCACGGUCGAUACUGUUCUGCCACUACUUGCACUUGGGCUCCAUCGUUUUCUGUCCUUCUUCGUGUGCAGCCAGGAGUCAGUAUCUGAAAAGCCUGAACGACGAAUUUUUUAUAUAGCAGAGGACCAAGAAAUGCGCCUUCUCUUGUGGAGUACUAGCAGCUCUUGGCCAUGUGGUGUAGCGUUGGCCAUGAUAAUGAUAUGGAUCUACUUCAGGAGAAGCAUGACCAUCUUGAACCAGACGAAAUCCUGCCUGUGGGCGAUAGUUUAGAAGUGGCUGAUGUAUUGGCUCCGAAUCGAAAUCAUGGAUGGCAAGCACUCGUCUUGAAUCGUGCAGGAGAACAAGCGGUAUGUCAGGAUUGGCUUGAAAUGCCCAGCGGUGAUACUCGUACACAAACGCUGUCCGAAAAAGAGGUGCGCGAGCGCACUAUUUCCAGUUUUGAUGAGGUGCGUAAUUGACUUGUUGAGGACGGAGCCUCCACAGCAAAUUGAAUAAUGAAGGAAAAGUCCACCCUUCUUCUAAUAAAUAAAUAUACUUUAUUUACUUACAACUGCAGUAAUGUUCUUUGUUGCCUAGUGAAAGUAGAACAUAGAAGAAAUGUACUAGAAGAUGACCGGUUGGAGAAGAUGCUUCCAAAAAGAAGAAGAUAUUGAAAAACUACUGUUCUUGAUCAUGCGC
This is a messenger RNA of Amoebophrya sp. A25, 872 nucleotides long. The record is from the annotation of a GenBank genome assembly. NCBI's taxonomy places the organism in Eukaryota, Dinophyceae, Syndiniales, Amoebophryaceae.